AUGACAAAUCCAAAUUCGACACCAACAUUUCCGUUUGUGCCCCCAUAUACUACGAAUGAACAAAAUUAUUAUCAACAACAACAACGACAAUAUGCAACGCCAUCAAGUUAUCCGUAUGGUGAUCCAACAGCUGCUAAAAUGUUUACAUAUCCGGUUUAUGCACAGGCUUAUGCCAUAGCUGCACAUAAUUCAAAAGAAAUGACAAAACCACCAUUUUCGUACAUUGCACUAAUUACAGCUGCUAUUCAACAUAGUCCCGACGGCAAAGUAACAUUAAAUGGAAUUUAUCAAUUUAUUAUGGUAAUAGUAGUCGAUUAUUCUAUGGCGAGAGAUGAUAAACGACCAGGUAAAGGUAGUUACUGGACAUUGGAUCCAGAAAGUUAUAAUAUGUUUGAUAAUGGAUCAUAUCUACGUCGUCGUCGACGAUUUAAACGAAAUGAACCACAAUUGAAACACCAAAAAGAAUUAAAAGAUGGACAAGCACAUCAUCAACAUCAUCUUAAUCAAGUUGCACCACAAGUCCAUCAACAGCAACAAAACUACGGUAGAAAUCAAAAACAUCAGCAGAUAAGUCCAACCAACAACGGUAAUGGUACUGAAUGUCGUACAAAAGCCAGUCGAUGCCGAAAUGAAACAACAUCAUCAAAUUCAGGAGGAAAAGACACAGAUGAAACCAGUUGUUCUGAACAAUCAAAAAAGCAUCGUCACGCUUCUUAUCCAAUAACAAAAGCUGAACCAGUCGAAGCAAGUGAAUCAGGUGAUCCAACACCAUACGUCUCUAACAAUUCUUCACAAAACGGUUUAUCCGGCAAAACAGCUGGAUUUAGUUCAAAACCAGCGAACUGUGUCCAAACAAGUCUAGUACCAAAUCCAUUAAAUUUAUUUAUGAUCGAUAAUGUCAUGGCUACUAAUCGUGAUGCCAUGCUACAUAAUUCACAUGUUAGUGAUAUGCAUUCGGCAUAUCAGAGUAAUGGCACAACUCUAAAUGAUACAAAUAAUUCAACACCAUCAUCACCGUCAACAUUUCGUUGCAAUUCUUCUCCUGGUGCGGCGGCCGUUGCAACCGCAGCUCAAAUGUCCAUAUUUUCAAAAUCAAAUAAUAACAUGCAUUACUUUACACCAUCGGGUGAAGAUUAUACAUUGGCACCAACUACGUCAACAUCCUCGUCAUUACCGACUCCUUGUUCAUAUUGGCCUACUUACGCAUCACCUACAUAUUUAAAUGCUUCAUCUAGAAGUUAUCCUCAUCAUCGCUCAACCCCAAAUGGCAAUUCUAUUCAUCCGUCAACAGCCACUGUCGAUUCAUCGUUUCUUGGGCAAGAUACGUAUGGAAAUAAUACAUUUUUUGAUUCGAAUAAAUUACUUGUACCACCACAAUUUCAUACACAAAAUUUUAAAACACCCUACACAUCUUAUGACUUUUUUACUCAACAUAAUGGAAAAUAUUAG
Didymodactylos carnosus is the source of this 1449-nucleotide messenger RNA. NCBI's taxonomy places the organism in Eukaryota, Metazoa, Rotifera, Eurotatoria, Philodinida, Philodinidae. The record is from the annotation of a GenBank genome assembly.